Messenger RNA from Blastomyces dermatitidis ER-3, 2061 nucleotides. Its product is annotated as F-box domain-containing protein. Bases 213 to 1325 code for a protein of 370 amino acids. The record is from RefSeq and is a predicted model, not a curated record. The transcript has a single exon. NCBI's taxonomy places the organism in Eukaryota, Fungi, Ascomycota, Eurotiomycetes, Onygenales, Ajellomycetaceae.
ACUGGAACCACGGAGUACAUCCGCUGUAGCCGACCCAGGCCAAACCUUAAUUGUUUCCCCAAGGUUGAGCCGCACGCGACUCCUCGUAUCACGAAACUCCUCCACACGAACAAGCCUUGAAAUCCCCAUGUUUCUCCCUGGGUACUUUUACCUUACGCCAAUAAAAUGAAUCGCUAACGCAAACAGGUUACCACUCUAAUAUUUGCAUCCACAUGGCCAACAGGUCCUUAACGUCCGCAAACACCGCUACCUCUUCGAUCGAAACCCUGCCCAAUGAACUUCUCAACCAUGUGCUCUCCUAUCUCUCCUCAGGCCCUCCUCCGUCUGCAGGGAAGCUGCGUCAAAUUCCAGCGCACAACAUCACAUCGUCCACAACUAUAGAUCUAAAAAAUGUUUCGCGAACCUCGUCCCGCUUUCGAGCCCUCGCGCGCCCUUUCCUCUUCACCCACACCCACCACGAGCUACGGGACCAGGAACGCUUCCUCGACUUCCUACGAAGACAUGAGCUUGCCCCCCAUGUACGAUCAGUCUUGGUGUCUGUGCGUUCGAUAUUCCCCGGCAGCGAGAAACCGCUGUGGUGGGUGCGGUUGCUAGAAGAGGUUGAUCCUCGCCAUCUCACUGUCAUAGCACCUCCCUAUAUGUUCGCGCACAUGGCUCUCUGCCGCCUGGAAAGCGUGCAUUCCUGGGCCUUCGAUUUGCCACUUCAAACUAUGCAGUUCCACCAACCAGAGCCAGCUCAGCGGCGGGCCUAUUCUCCGAAACCAGGGCCCGAUGGAACCCUCUUCAACGCUCGACCGUGGACGGAAAUCCUAUUCAACGAAGGCUCUUCUCUGAGGGCAUAUAGCAAUUACGAAUAUUAUCUUCUCCGUGUCCCUUCAAUCAUGGAACACUGGGGUUCUGUCGAUCCUCUCCAAUCCAAGGAGCUCCCCUACCCCGUUGGGGCAAUCUCGCGCCUGACCUCAUUCCAUUAUAUCGCUGUGUUCCCUUUCUACAAUCACACAAAUCUGGUCUUGAAGGUUAUACGUAACAUGUCGAACUUACGUCAUUUAAGCUUCCAGCUUGCACCGCAACCUACCAGCACCAUCUUCGAGGAUGAGCAGCGGGCAGGAACCCUGGAUCCCAACGACCCGUGGAUGGAGCUGGAUACAAGCUAUUCCCUAAUUUCGCACUCAGUCAGAUACCUGGGCGUGCAGGGCAAGCUUGUUGAGUUUAAGUGUUUUGAUUUUGAUCUUGAAGCUCUGAGGGAUAAUCUAGUUUCUAGAAUCGGGUCGAAUUUGAAAGGAAAGUGGACGUACGAUGGAGGCGGGCUGUGGGUGAAAAUAUAGAAAUCAAUCCGCACCGUCCCUACGAUGAUUGGUUUAACGACUUGCUUUACAUCUUUACGUUAGGACGUUGGUGUAACGCGGUGGUAGACCUAGUAUCAUCUUUCCUUUCGCAUUGUUUCAGUCAUUUGCGGGAGUUUCAUACGGGCAAUGGGCUGGUCCUUUUAUGUAUCAGGAUUCAUACUGAGUGUCAUUAUUCUUUCUUCUUCUUGAAUGUCGCAUUAUUACACCUAUAGUAAUCAUUUGUUUGCGUUCGUCAAAACAUUUACCUUCUAUUUGUAUUUUCCUACUUGAAUCAUUACAGUACCGUAUCGAGCAAUGGCGGAGUAAAGAAAUUGCAUUUCAACCCCUUUGAGUGAGGGCUUUUAGUACCAAUACAUGCAUAACCGCCUUUGGAAUGACCACCUAGGUCUCGAGCCAAUCAUAGCUUACCAAGGCUUGGGCGAAGGGCUUUUGGUCAUGGCUCCUGUUUAACUCCCACUCAACUCGUGGUUAUGCCGUAGGGAGCACUGCCCAACUGGAAAGCUUGAAGAAGAUGGCAACCGUAGUAACUGGAGGGAGAACGCUAAUGGAAGCUAGCAACAUAUCCAAAUGAUAAGCCAUAUCGUGGAUGGUAGACGGGUCAUGUUAUAGUCCAGCUCUAAAAUGCAAUCGCUAUAUAGCUAAGAUAAAAAAGCUUCCUUUGAUCAUACUAGCCCAAAUAAAUCCCCGAACCAAUAAAGAAAUUCUAUAAGCUGAG